Molecule: messenger RNA, 974 nt
Organism: Aspergillus wentii DTO 134E9
Lineage: Eukaryota; Fungi; Ascomycota; Eurotiomycetes; Eurotiales; Aspergillaceae
Product: mitochondrial 54S ribosomal protein bL12m
Exons: 2
Coding region: 1-567 (188 amino acids)
Biological process (GO): translation
Cellular component (GO): ribosome
Molecular function (GO): structural constituent of ribosome
Source: RefSeq, a predicted model, not a curated record
AUGUCCUUUCCCACACAGGCCGCAGCUCGAUGCUGCAGACAGCUCGUCCGUCCCUCCACCUCCUCCCUGCGUCUUUCUACCUCUACAUAUCUGUCCCAGCGGACACCCAGCCGGAGAUGGCAGUCCACGGAGGCUGAGGCCCCUGCUGCCCCUGUCAACCCCAAGAUCUCGCAGAUUGUCGACCAGAUCAGCACAUUGACAUUGCUGGAGACCGCCGACCUUGUGUCUACUUUGAAGACCCGUCUCAACAUCCCCGACCUCCCCGUUGGCGGUUUCGCCGUUGCUGGUGCUGGGCCCGCUGCUGCUCCCGCAGCUGCUGAGGAGGAGGAAGCUGCUCCCGCUGCACAGGAGAAGACCCUUUUCAACGUGAAGCUCGAGGCUAUUGACGCCGCCUCCAAGGCUAAGAUCAUCAAGGAGAUCAAGUCGCUGCUUGGUCUGUCUCUGGUUGACAGCAAGAAGUUCGUCGAGUCUGCCCCCAAGAUGCUCAAGGAAUCCGUGCCAAAGGAGGAUGCCGAGAAGAUCAUCGAGACCCUCAAGGGUGUGGGUGCGACUGUCGUGAUGGAGUAAUGGGUUAAUAUAUGCUUCGGAUGAUUUUUAAUUGAACUGGCCUUGCCUUUCUUCCUCUUUUUUUCCCCGGUGGGACUUGAGGGAGAGGGCAGCCAGAUGUUGUGAUUGGACUGCAUCGUCGAGCUGGAGUUUUGUUCUCUCAACAACUCUUUUUUCUCCGUCAUAUAUCUCUUAUCAGGUUUUCGUUGACAACUGGAAUGUGGGAAAAGGGCGGCAAAUGUACAUUAUCUCUUGAUUUGGACAAUUUGGAUUUCAGAUGGAAGAAAGUUCUCUUUCCUGUUUGUCUUGUGCUGUCUUACGAGCUGACACGCUUUACGGGUCUGGUUCUCGGAGGAUUGACUGAUAGAUUGAUGUUCUCCAGUGUUUUAAUAGUAUCAACAAUCUCUGUAUUUUGUAUCCAUUUGUUU